UAAAACUAAAUGAUCAAAGGAUUUAGAAUUAGGGCAUUGGCAUUCAUUGGAUGGGAUUUGAAAUUAAAUUCCUGGGUAUUUCUGUUUAAGAAUUUUCCAUUUUUCUGUGUGUGGUGACAAAGCGUUUCAAAGGGAAGAAGAGCGGUGGAAGAUAAAGGUCAUGCUAAUGGUCCUUCGGGUCAAACGAAAGUCUCAAGUCGCUAUCUUUAACCGUUCGGCUUCUAAAUGUGAUGAGAGCUAGAUGGAUCAGAUCGACGGAUGAGUGAUGGAAAACAUUUUGACAUAAUUUUUUAGAAUUCGUUUCAUUCGAGAAAAAAGUUAAAAAGUGGUCCCUUGGGGAUGAUAGUUAGAAAUUUUAGGGGGUUAAGAAAUCAAGAGAUUAUUUUCUUCUUCUUUACAACACAUCAUUACCAUUAUAUCUUAACACACCAAUUUAUCACACCAGUAACCUUUUUAUCACAAAUCUAAAAAUUAUACACGCUCUUUCGGUAUGAGUUCGAACAGAAGAACGGUUUAGUACGAUUUAAUUUUUAUGUAUUCCUUUUCUAUAUCAUAAGAUUAAAAUGCUACAAUCUUAGCUAUUUUUAACUUUUGCAAACAAAGUCAGUGAAUACGUUUUUAAUUAAUUCAUGUGGCAAAAUAUUUAUGAGCAUCAUCUUUAUAUAUUGAAUUAUUUUCGUUUCCACUUGCUUUUUUUAUUAAUGCUGAUUUAUCCCUCUAUAGUGGAAAAUUCUAUAAUUUAAAAAACUGAGAGAAGUAUUUAUUUUACAAAAGUUACAAUGGGUUAAGACUUUGGAUUAAAAACAUCCAUUUGAAAACGACAAUGUUUGCGAAUGAAACCGAAAGACCGUCGAUCGUUGAAUGUUUUCAAUUCAUGGCACGAGCCAGUUGCUAUCAUAUUCUUGCUGCCCCACCGCAUUUCCCCACAAUAUCUAUCCACUGAUCACGUAUAGAACCACGAUCCACCAACGACGUCAAGACUCACGAAAGUCCACACGAGAGAGUUUGUUCUUCGUAUUGAGAAUAUUAAGUGGUACUUUUGUAUCGACAACUUUUUAGUAGUUCAAACUCAACUCUCGUCCGAAUAGCACGUUUUAAGGUUUACUUCUUGAGUUAUGGAAUUUGGUCAUAAAUAAGAAGAAAAAAAAAGUUUAUCGGAAUUCGCCAAAGUAUUGCGAUAUGAUGUUAGAUGUUUUUAAUCAAACAUUACAAGGUGUAUUUUGUGAUAAUUGGAGGAAUUGAAUUACUAAUAGGAAGCAGACACAAUAGAGUCAACUUUCUGUUAUUCAUGUAAUUAUUGCCUCUGAGUUGACUUUUCAUAUUUCCCGUGAAAUUUGAUAAGACGGUGAUAACUCUCACGAUUUUUUUUUCUGUGCGGGUGAACUCAACUCAAAAGUAUCAGUGGCAGUUCAAUUCUCUAUUGCGCUGCUAAUAGAUUCCUCGAGUGAAAAUCCACGUUGAAUAUAAUCAAUAGAAAUGUGCUACAAUUUGCAUUAAAGAAUAUAUUUUAGUGUUGAGAGAAAAUUUGCCAAGUGUUGUAAUUUUCUCAAGUGUACAUAUUUAUUGCCCCAUUCAUUGGACAGACAGCAACUUUUUGUGAAAAAAAAGUAUUUUUUGCGUUUUUUUUAUUAAACAAGCACCACAGAAAAAAAUUCUGGUGUUUGCCCAAGAUUCAAUAUUUGGUGUGUAUUUUUAGUGUUCUAUCUGUUACUGAAAGAAUCUUGUAAAGAAUUGCUUCUGAGAAUUUUUCUCCGAUUGACGUCUGCAAGAAAAGUGCUAAUUUCGGAUACGAGUUAAUAAAUUUUCUUUGCAAAAAGAACAACCACAAUGGUUGUCCAUCGAAAUCCACCACCACCGGCCAGAUCCAAGUUUCUCAUGGGCACCUCAAGACAGAUGUCGGAUUUUCCGGAAGCUCAAUCACAUGUGAGUCCCGAGAUGGCAGCUAUUUUGGAGAAUUUGCAGAAGAAAAAUGCCCUGACCACAUCAUCGACAGCCACAAGUGCCAGGCAAAAUCUUAUUAAUGCUAGUUCCAUUAAGGAAACUUCAUCAUCAUUGUCAGCAUCAUCUACUUCAUCAUCGCAACAGGUGGUCAACAGUAGCACUUCCUCGAGUAGUUCAUCAUCUACGACAACAUCUCGAGUAGCAAAGACAUCAUCGUCACAGCGUCUCCAUCACGUAACAGCGUCAUCAUCCACGUCAGAGAUGAAAGCCACUGCUCUCCAACGAAAUCUCACCGACUUCAAGAACUCCAUGACGGAGAUCAACAAUCUCGCUUCCAUGGGAAGAACUACACAGGCAUCCACGAUGAGUCAACUCAAGAGCAAAAUUCGUUCUUCUCUUGAGAAUCUCGUGGAUAGUCGUCGAGAUGAUCAGCCACUUGUUACCUUCCCAGAUGGUGACAAUUCAGAUAAUGACCUCCAGUUGGACCUAACAGGUCCAAUAUCUUCCUCAGUAGCUGGUGAUCUGGCCACUACUGCUGGUGCCGUAGAUACGGUUAAAUUUGAGCAGAAAAGCAUGACAUCGGCAUCCAAGACAAAAGUAGUGACGGACGGAUUCAGCAGUGAGCAGGCCUCUACAAAUUCCGCCGAGAUGAAGCGCCUCCAGGCUGGUGAUGUCGAAUACCAAGAGUCUAAAGCUGCGUCUGCAAUGAGGAAUCGCUUAGAGGUGGAUGGUGUUUCGGCAGAACAAAAUGCAGCAAUGCUCAAAGAAGCCAGAUCAUUGAAAUCCGGCGAGAUGCAGCAGCAAGAGUCAAAUAGCGUGGCAGCGGCUUCAAUGAAAGUCCACAGUGAUACCUUUACCGCCGAAAAGAAAGCUAUCUCCCAAGCUCAGCAGCGGCAAACUGUAACGUCUUCGGGGAUCUUCAACCAGGAAAAACAUGUGAGCUCUGCGAGUCAAUCAAAUUUUACCAUCACGAAGAAGGGAAUCUGCACGGGUGCCUCAAUGAUUUCCUCAUCGACACGCAAAACAAAUGGGUUCGAUGAUGAUUUCAGUGGAUUCGAAGAUCUCGAGAGUUUGUGCUCAGGGAGCAAUCCUAAGGACGUUGAACGUGCCAUCUCAAAAUAUACCAACUGUUUGGAUAGGUAUGUGAAGAGCCUACAGUUGCCUGGGCAGAUGAUGAAGGCCCCACCAGUAUUGGACAAAAUUAACGAUAUCAUAAGAAAAGCAUGGGCAGUACCGACUCAUGGUCACGAACUAGGAUAUACGUUGUGCAAUGAAUUGAGAUCCACUGGUGGAUUGGAUCUUUUGAUGAGGAAUUGUGUGGAAGGCGAUAGGGAUAUUCAAUUUUCAUCGGCACGUCUCCUGGAGCAAUGUUUGACCACGGAGAAUCGUUCACAUGUGGUGGAAAAUGGCCUGGAGAAGGUGGUUAAUGUGGCAUGUGUGUGUACAAAGGACACAAAAACAGACCAUAGUCGCGUAGGUACAGGUAUCCUGGAGCAUUUGUUCAAGCACAGCGAGGGCACAUGUUCAGAUGUGAUUAGACUUGGUGGACUCGAUGCUGUGCUGUUUGAGUGCAGGAAAAAUGAUGUGGAGACAUUGCGUCACUGUGCAGGAGCCUUGGCUAAUUUAUCUCUGUACGGUGGUGCUGAGAAUCAGGAAGCCAUGAUCAACAGAAAAGUACCAAUGUGGCUGUUUCCACUGGCUUUCCAUGAUGAUGACAACAUCAAGUACUAUGCCUGCCUUGCAAUUGCUGUUCUCGUGGCCAACAAAGAGAUCGAAGCUGAGGUCCUUAAGUCAGGUACACUGGAUCUCGUAGAACCUUUUGUUACCACGCACAAUCCCUCCGAAUUUGCCAAGUCAAAUCUCGCCCACGCACAUGGUCAGAGUAAACACUGGCUGCAACGUCUCGUGCCUGUGCUGAGCAGUAAGCGCGAAGAGGCUCGCAAUUUGGCUGCUUUCCAUUUCUGCAUGGAGGCAGGGAUUAAGAAAGAGCAGGGCAAUACAGAAAUCUUCCGGGAUAUUGGUGCUAUUGAACCACUGAAAAAUGUUGCUUCUUGCCCUAAUGCUAUUGCCUCGAAAUUUGCUGCUCAAGCUUUGAGGCUCAUCGGGGAGGAAGUGCCCCAUAAGCUGUCCCAGCAAGUACCACUGUGGACAGUUGAGGAUGUCCGGGAGUGGGUUAAACAAAUUGGAUUUGCCGAUUACGAGAGGAAUUUUUAUGAAUCCCGUGUUGAUGGUGAUUUGCUUUUGCAACUCAAUGAAGAAAAUCUUCGAGAGGAUAUUGGCAUAGUCAAUGGAAUUCAGAGAAAGAGAUUCAUGCGAGAGAUGCAGAAUCUCAAAAAGAUGGCAGAUUAUUCGUCGCGUGACUCUGCCAAUCUUAAUAACUUCUUGCAGAAUAUCGGGAUGGAAUACAGCAUUUAUACCUAUUCAAUGCUGAACGCUGGAGUGGAUAAAGAAUCCCUCAGACAUCUCAAUGAUGAUCAACUCAUCAGUGAAUGUGGCAUCACAAAUUCUAUUCAUCGUCUUAGGAUACUUAACAAUAUUAAGGGCAUGGAAUCAUCAAUGUGUUUGUCUUCUGAAGAGAAUUUGGACAAAACCCUUGAUGUCUUUGUCAGUUAUCGUCGCAACAAUGGAUCUCAACUUGCUAGUUUGCUCAAGGUUCAUCUUCAACUCCGUGGUUUUUCCGUGUUUAUCGACGUGGAGCGACUGGAGGCUGGAAAGUUUGAUAAUAAUCUCUUGCAGAGUAUUCGUCAGGCGAAACACUUUAUCCUCGUUCUGACACCACGUGCCCUCGAGCGAUGUAUUGAGGAUUUUGACUGCAAAGACUGGGUGCAUCGGGAAAUUGUGGCUGCUCUCAAUUCCAACUGUAACAUUAUUCCCAUCAUUGAUAAUUUCUCAUGGCCAGAACCUGAGCAAUUGCCAGAAGACAUGAGGAGUGUGUGUCACUUUAAUGGAGUACGUUGGAUUCAUGAUUAUCAGGAUGCUUGCGUGGACAAAUUAGAGAGGUUCAUGCGAGGUGAAUUGAACAUGAAAGCCGAUGGGUAUUCUAUUAGAGGUCCUCUCCGUGGAGAUGGAACACCUAGUACACCUAGCACAGCAUCAACAACACGUCAGAAUCCGCCAAUUUACCAGAGAAUGCAUAGCAAUGACUCUAGCAAGGGCGGUGAUAAUGGGCGAGUUUCGGACUGACUAGAUGGCCCCCCAGCCUCAUCAGCACGACAUCGUCUACGCGGCUCUCCUAGUCCAGGUCGACAACUCAUUACAGGACAUCCAGCGAGCCGAAUUGGCCGCCCUGCAACACCCCAACGACGUCCUCAAGUGGCCCCACGGGGUCCAAGCGCCCUGAGCCGCAGACCACCUCUGCCACCAGCCAUUAGUUCGCGAAGUCAGAGUCUUGACGGACUGCUGGACAUGGCAGGUUGCGAGGACGGUAGUGGUGCCCAAGAUGUGGCUGAGAGGGCAGCAUCAGAAGUGGUGGAUACGGCACAGAGGAGACCUAGAGGACCAGAGACGGACCGCAGUAACAGGAAAUCUCGAAGUUUGGAGGAUCUUUUGGAUGAAAAGUCAGAAAGAAAGGAAGAGACCGAAGUAGAGGAUGUUAAUUGUAGCAGAAGUUUGGAGAGUCUCCUGCAAGAUGCACCAGAGAGUCCAACGAUUGAUUCUGGUCAGCGAACAGCCUCGCCGGCGGAGAAAUUUUGCGUGAACGAAACAAUUGUCGUGGACAAUGCUUUGAGGAGCAAUGAUGAUACAGCCUACAAUUCUGAGGAGGACAAAUCAUCUACGUCCUCCAGUCGACAGGGGUCCAUUUCGUCGGAUCAGCAGGGUUCCAAACGGACGUUCAUAAACCGCCUGGGGCGACGCAUGAAGAGCCUAAUCAAAAAAUAAGUUUGGACUUGGAGGAGUAUAGUUCUAUAUACCCCUUUUCUUAAUGUCUACACGGCAAUCAUGAGUUUCCCGCGAGAGAAAUUGACAGUAUUAAGACACAUGCCAUCGACAUAAAGCUCUUCGAUGGAGACACACUAAACUUAAAUGGACCUCAAGAGCCAUUCCCUGCCUUUCGUCAACGCAAUACGCACAAAUGAGGGGCUACCGUCGAGGGUGUUUUUGGGGGGUUCAUCAUGAAGUCAAAGAGAAAAUGUAUGUGACGUACCUGUAAAUGAUGAUUUGUGAUUACUCGAUGUGAACAGCUUAAUUAUCCUUGUUAGAGAGAUUUUCAUUACACACCAAUUUUUUUUCAGAAGAAGGAGCGCAUAAAUGACUCACUUUUGCACGUUAUUUUAAUUUUUUUUCUCAGCCUCAUACAAAAGGAGGUUCUUUUAUAUGUAGUAUCAAUCCUUAUUUAACCAACUUAACAUUUACCAGCAGCAGGACGCAUAGCCUUAAGAAUUAUAUCUCUAAAAAUUCUCUUAUUUUAUCAACACUUGUAUUUCCCAAUCAACUAUGCUAAAUAGUAUUACGGCGUUAUCACACUUUCACAUUAAAAUUUUAAUGUGAUUCACAUUAAUUGUCCCUUGUGAGCAUCUAAAUAUGUUAUUUGUGUCUUUGAGUCACUUAAUAUUUGGGGUUUUUCUAUUUAUUGACAAAGAAGUGGACUUGGCCUGCAAAAAUAAGUUUAAAUUUACCUAAAGCAUAAAUAUUUUUCACAUUAAAAAAUUAAUGAGAAAAUCGCAUUAAUAAAAAAUUAAUGAGAAAAUCGCAUUAAUUUUUCGCAUUAAUGCUAUAAAUCAAUUUAUAUCAAAUUUUGCGGGCCAAGUCUACCUUUUUAUCAACAAAUAGAUCAAAUUUUAAAUAUAUAAAAUGAUUCAAACACACAAAUUACACAUUUGGACUCUCACCAGUGACAAUUAAUGUGAAUUAUAUUAAAAUUUUAAUGUGCAAGUGUGAUAACACAGUUACAGUGCUAGAUAAAAUCACUUGAGAGAUAUUUUAUGUAGAAUUUAUUGUGUUUUUUUCGUAAAUAAAAGAAGAUGAGAGAUUUUGCAAA
This is a messenger RNA of Phlebotomus papatasi, 6919 nucleotides long. RefSeq names its product NAD(+) hydrolase sarm1 (gene Sarm). Gene Ontology annotation, cellular component: dendrite. The record is from RefSeq and is a predicted model, not a curated record. The transcript is spliced from 9 exons. Gene Ontology annotation, molecular function: signaling adaptor activity; protein binding; NAD+ nucleosidase activity. The coding region runs from base 1828 to 5124 and encodes 1098 amino acids. NCBI's taxonomy places the organism in Eukaryota, Metazoa, Arthropoda, Insecta, Diptera, Psychodidae. Gene Ontology annotation, biological process: signal transduction; negative regulation of MyD88-independent toll-like receptor signaling pathway; response to axon injury.